UGAAAUAUCUCACCGCCCGCGCGCGCGCGCCGGCAAAUAUAUAUAAAGCAAUUGCAUUAGCAGCAGCUAGCUCAGUGCUGCCAAAGCUAGCUGAGCUGCACUGCACUGCACCACAGCAUAUAUCCAAGCAGCAGCUAGAAAGUAGAGGAAGCACCACUACGAUUACAUAUAUCCAAGCCAAGCGCCCUAGCUUGCUGGUGUUGUUGGUGCUCCGGCCGGCCCUCUCUCGUCUCCUUACUAGCUACCCGUCAUGGCGGCCAACUACCACCACUACCAGAUGGCGGUGCACGCGGCGGCGGCGGCGGCGGCGUGGAGGAGGGAGCCGGACAGCCCGCAGCUGAGCUUCGUGAGCGGGUGCAGCUCCCUCUUCUCCAUCUCCACGCUGCAGGACGACGACGACGACCGAGCCGCCGCCGUCGUCAUCGCCGCCGGCCACGCGCUGCCCUCCACGCCCGUCUCGCUCGCGGGCUUCGUCGGCGACGAGGUCGACAUGGAGGUGCAGCAGGCCAGCGGCGACGAUCGGAGGAGCAUCAGGAUGAUGAGGAACCGGGAGUCCGCGCUCCGCUCCAGGGCCAGGAAGAGGGUCAGUAUAGUAAACUCACUACACAAAAACAUGCAUACGUGGAGAACCUGGAGAAAGAGGUUCGCCGGCUAGUGGAUGACAACUUGAAGCUCAAGAAGCAGUGCAAAGAGCUGAAACGGGAGGUAGCGGCACUGGUCCUCCCAACCAAGAGCUCACUUCGGAGAACCUCAUCCACCCAAUUCUGAAGGGGCGAAGGGAAAUGAAAUAUAUAGAUUUAUAUAUUUGGUGGUAGCAGUAGCAGUACAAAGUUAAGAUCGAGAAGGAAUAUGGUUGUUGGACUUGUGCUGUGUGCAUUUUUUCAGUGCCAGUGUGUGUCGGUGUGUGAAGCAGGGGCAAGGGGACAUAUAUAUGAAUUAGGCAAUGUGCUAUGACCUA
Messenger RNA from Zea mays, 958 nucleotides. RefSeq lists its product as uncharacterized. The transcript is spliced from 3 exons. Gene Ontology annotation, cellular component: nucleus. Lineage: Eukaryota; Viridiplantae; Streptophyta; Magnoliopsida; Poales; Poaceae. Gene Ontology annotation, molecular function: DNA-binding transcription factor activity. Bases 251 to 655 code for a protein of 134 amino acids. Gene Ontology annotation, biological process: positive regulation of DNA-templated transcription. The record is from RefSeq and is a predicted model, not a curated record.